Daldinia loculata is the source of this 1450-nucleotide messenger RNA. RefSeq names its product mitochondrial ribosomal protein subunit L20-domain-containing protein. Lineage: Eukaryota; Fungi; Ascomycota; Sordariomycetes; Xylariales; Hypoxylaceae. The transcript has a single exon. Gene Ontology annotation, cellular component: mitochondrial large ribosomal subunit. The record is from RefSeq and is a predicted model, not a curated record. Gene Ontology annotation, molecular function: structural constituent of ribosome. Bases 341 to 976 code for a protein of 211 amino acids.
AUAUAUACAUAUGUACUUGACUCAACACACGGACCACUAGAUUAGCAGCAAUCCAGUUGCCUUAGGUAAUAGUUGCCUUAGGUAAUACAUAGCACACCUCUAGCAGAAUGUCACAUGACCCACCCCAUCCCACUCGGCCCGCGGGAUCCUCCGACAAAAUUUCACCUGCACCCGCUUUGCCUAUGGAAGUUAUCGACUAAAUUCGUAGAAGAAUUCGAGGGCUACUCCCGGAGGAGAGGGAACGAGACAGCAUUCUCCUAAUUAAGCAGUCUUCCCUCUCUCAGGCGUGACAUCCUUCUUUAUCCUCACGCAAAGUCUUCAACACUUCCCACAAGCCAGAAUGGAGGCUCGACCCCUCGUGCAGCCUCUGCUGCGCUCCAUCAGCACAUGUACCUCGAUGAAUACAAGAGCAGCAGUAACAAUAGCCUCUAUACCACGACGACACCAAUCCUCGACGUCCCGCACAAAGCGCGCCUUGAAGAUCGCCCCUCACCCCUCCUUCUUCCCCACCUCGGCCUCCUCCUUGCGCGAAUCCACGCAGGUAAUCUACAACCCGCCGUCCUCGACGCCCUCCGUCUACCACACCCCCUUCAAAUUCCUGCCUCCGAGCGACCCCCGGCGGAAAGCCAAUCUAGCCCAGCUCUUCCGCACCUCCGACGACGCAUCCUCUUCGAAGUCGGUCCUCCCUCCCGAGCUCAAGGACCCCGAGCGCAGGUACAACGUGACGCGGGAGCAGGUGGAGGAGAUGCGGUCGCUGCGGGCCACGGACCCGGAGCGUUGGAGCGUGCUGGCGCUAGCCAAACACUUUGGCUGCGCCCCGUAUUUCGUCAUGAUGUGCUGCCGCGCACCGACCGAGCAUCGCGAGCGGGAACGCGCGCGCCUGAACGCUGUUAAAGAACGGUGGGGUGCUAUUCGCGCGACUGCUCGUGAGGAGCGGAAGAAGCGCAGGGACUUGCUGCAUAAGGGUCUAUUAUAAGCGUGCUAAGCUAUCUAUGCGUCUACCUAUUCGCCUAUGCAUAUCCCUCCCUAGUACCCAGCUGCCUCAACCUGCCACAACACGAGGGGAUUGGCGGGGUGUCUUGGCUUUCUAUCCUCGAUGAGAAGUGGAACGGGACGGAAAGGGUGGCCAAUUCUUGCCUGCUAGGAGGAGAUAGAGGUCAGAAUCUGGUUAGGAAAUCUCCUAUAUACCAUCGGUCCCAAGUGAGGUGACUUGUAUCUAUACCUACGUAUGUAUAUAGUAAGAGGGGAUUGGGGACGAGGCAGACGACCAACAAGUGAAACCGGAUGGAUACAGAUCAAAUCGAAAUCACAGCUCUAGGCUGGGAAGCAGACCUAUAUGUAUCACCAGACCUUAAAAGAACAAUAAAAUUGUACAUCACCAACGAGCCAAUGUAGGAUGUGUCAUCAUCAACCUUGAAUUGAUGCAUCUCACAGACACCCAAUAAGACCC